This is a messenger RNA of Aspergillus pseudonomiae, 1670 nucleotides long. RefSeq names its product CCDC90 family protein. Bases 210 to 1136 code for a protein of 308 amino acids. The record is from RefSeq and is a predicted model, not a curated record. Gene Ontology annotation, cellular component: mitochondrion. The transcript has 4 exons. Lineage: Eukaryota; Fungi; Ascomycota; Eurotiomycetes; Eurotiales; Aspergillaceae.
ACCACGGGCAUUGAAUUUGCCAUGCGUCUCUUCCUUAGCCUUGCGUCCCGGAUCAUCGAAUGAGAGUACGAGAACCCCUAGUUAGUCAUCCGGAUCGCAGGAGCUCCUCCUCGUCACUUGAAUCAAACACAUUCCAUCUUUGGAAGCCCCUCCUACAAACUACUUGCGCCUGGCUCGAAUAAAACACUACUAUUAUACCACGCAAGGAAAUGGCACCACAAAAAUCCGUCACCGAGGUGCCGCGGUCCAUACUCCCUCGCUUGACAUGGAACGGCUCCUCAGCUCGGACUACUCUUCCUCCCCAGAGCAACAUUCUAUCAGCAAGGCAGCAACAGAAAACGCUACGCAUACAUAGCCGGAACUCUGCUGGGCGACGACUGCAUACUUUGACAUUUUCUCCUUACUCUUCUACAUCCGUCUCCGCAAUAGUCGGAGAGCCGACCUUAUCAUCGAUAUCUAGACGAUUACCAAGUUCAACGAGCCCAUCAAUCAGUCGACCAGCGCCCACGGGUAAUCCUAUCCGAUAUAAUGGUGUUUACGUCGCUGCAUUCAAACCAGCUCGGCGCGCUUUCCAUGCCUCCGCCCCCCAACAAAGAGACCACCAUUUCGAUACGUUAAAGUUCGUUCAGCGGUUGAAAGAGGAAGGUUUCAGCGAGGAACAGGCUGUCGCGAUGAUGCGAGUCCUGAAUGAUGUUAUCCAAGAGUCUAUUCAAAAUCUAACCCGGACAAUGGUCCUCAGAGAAGACACCGAAAGAUCGACGUAUACUCAGAAAGUCGAUUUCGCCAAACUCCGCUCCGAACUACUCAACGCAGAUUCAACCGAAGCGCAACUAACACGUUCGUCGCAUGAGAAGAUUGCUGCAGAUCUAGCUAAGCUCAAUUCACGACUUCGGGAUGAGAUUGGGCGCACACAGGCAUCCGUUCGUCUGGAUUUGAACCUUGAAAAAGGUCGUAUUCGAGAAGAAGCAAAUAGCCAAGAAAUGCGAAUAAAGGAGACGGAAACUCGAAUAGAGCAAGAGGUGGCGGGUUUGAGAGAACGCGUAGAGGCCGUGAAGUUCUCUACGCUACAGUGGCUGAUGGGUGUUUGCACCGGUACCGCCGCUUUGAUUCUCGGUGCCUGGCGUCUCUUUAUGUGAGUUGGAGACUUGUUCGAGAAUAGGAUGGCGGGGAAAAAUAAUAAUAAUUUAUUGGCGUGCUUUUUUGGUUGGGUGAGGACUCAGGAACUCCACAUAUUGUAUAUAGAACUGCCUUGCCCUCUGAUCCUUACACAGGACCAUAGGACCAUGUACUCCGUCCCAUUUCCUUUGUUUCAAUAAGCGACAGCCCGGGUUCAUUUUAUCAUUAUUUUGACAUCGAGAUCUUCUCUCUAGAGCAGAAAAGACGGAACGGAUCUUUGCUCCAAGAACAAGUUUCUCAGUAAUUGGAGCCCCGUGGGAGAGUACAGAACGAGAAACGGACGAGCCAUCUAUUCAACGCAGCAGCUACUUCAACAGUGCAUCUUGAUAUUAUCGAACUGCCAAAAGUGUCGAAGAGCGCGAUUACAUGUCGAUUUGGAAGCUGGCGCUGCUAAGCAUAUUACACAUGCUUCAAAUAAUUAGGGCAGAUGUUUUAAGGUAACGGGAUCAAAAUCGGGCCCGCUUAUCCUCGAGAAAGGAUUAAAUAUGGUUCAA